Blastomyces gilchristii SLH14081 is the source of this 2082-nucleotide messenger RNA. Its product is annotated as DUF618 domain-containing protein. The transcript has 5 exons. Gene Ontology annotation, molecular function: RNA polymerase II C-terminal domain binding. Gene Ontology annotation, biological process: mRNA 3'-end processing. Gene Ontology annotation, cellular component: RNA polymerase II, holoenzyme. NCBI's taxonomy places the organism in Eukaryota, Fungi, Ascomycota, Eurotiomycetes, Onygenales, Ajellomycetaceae. The record is from RefSeq and is a predicted model, not a curated record. The coding region runs from base 282 to 1718 and encodes 478 amino acids.
CCUUAACCUAUGUAUUUAUUGCUUGGGGCUUGACGAUAUUCCAAGGCAAAUCAUGACGAAGUGAAUACUUACGCCUAGCUGCUACAUAUCUGUCGCCAACUCUUGAGUUCUGCUAUCCCUGAGCUCACUAAACCCUUUGCGAUCCCAGCUCACGUAACUCGUCCGCUUGCAAUCCCUAGUGUGUUAACUAUCGCCAGACUCAUCCAUUGUUUGGAUAAAUAAAUAGCUUGACACCAACCUCCCCCCCACACCAGGAUUCAAGCCCAAAACUCCUCAGGACAAUGUCAUACACUGAUGACGCCGUCAAGGCUAAGCUGUCUGCCCUCAAUGAGACCCAGGAAUCCAUCGUCACGGUAGCCCAGUGGGUCAUGUUCCACAGGAGACAUGCAGACCGCACUGCGCAGCUAUGGUUACAGAAACUUCGCGAAUCAAAUCCUCCGAAGCGCCUGAAUCUUAUAUACUUAGCAAAUGAGGUCGCACAACAAUCUAAAGCAAAGCGGAAGCAGGAUUUUCUCAUUGCCUUCUCACCAAUCAUCGCGGAUGCGACUGCAGUCGCGUUUAAGGGAGCUUCGAAUGAUAUCCAACGAAAGCUAAGGCGUGUAAUUGAGGUUUGGCGACAACGGAAUAUUUUUGAGGAACCUAUUCAGCAGGCCGUAGAGGCUCGGGUUGAUGAGGUGGACAAAUCUAAAUCAUCCGGCAAAAAACCAUUGCUGGGCGGCUCGCUGUUCGCCAGCGCGCCUGGGUCUAUUCCAUCCGAGCUACAGCCCCUAGCCCCACUACAGACGGCCGUCUCCAAAGCAACUGUCGCCUCAACUGCCGCCAUCACAGCUGCCAACACCGAAUAUGACAAAAUGAACGACCCAUCCGCCCAGAUCCCCACACCCCCCGUUCACGCCGCACGUCUAAGCCAGCUUCUAAAGUCCCUCGCAAAUGCAGAAAGCUCCGUUUCAGAAAUCAUCAAGUCACGCCAGAGCUUGAUUCAGGGGCUUGAGAAGCUUCUAGACACGAACCGCGCAGCGUUAUCCAAGGAACAGGCGCAGGUUGAACAACUGGCGGCACGCAAAAUGGAGACCGAGAGUAGGAAGCGGGACGUUGAAGACGCUAUAAUGCGCGGCUUAUCGGUGGAGAAUUCGCCAGCGCCACAGGGAAAUGGCAGUGGGAAUGAUACUGGUAGUGCGGAAACGACAACACCAACUCAACCAAGCGAAGAGCCUGAGCGUCCCGUCGUCGAGGCGCUGACACCCCCACCUGUCGAGGCCCUCACGCCAACCGGCUCCCCUUCUCGAAACCAAGCGUCAGCGGGCAAUGCGGAGCAUCAUAACCAUCAGCAACAGCCCACGACAGGGAUUGGCACUUUUACUCAGCCGGGCCAAACCGAGCUUCCACAGCACCAGUACCUCACAGAGCCCUUCCUCCCACAGCAAGGCGCUGUGGAUAACCAAGCCGCAACAACACCAACCAUGCCUACCGCUAUGGAUCUAUCCUCAACUCUCGCGGCGCUACAUGGACAUGGACCUGGUGGACCACAGCAGGGCCCCACAGAUCUCCCCGCAACUACAAACGCGGACACGAAUGGAUCGAGCGCGAAGAAGCGCAAAGUUUCGCAUCCGCAUCCGCAGCAGGAUGAGUAUCCGGGCUUUGCUGCUGGGGGAGACGUUAUGGCGGACUUGGAUGAUGAUGUUGCGGAGCUGUUGAGGCAGGAGAGUAACAAGUAUUAGAGUCUGGGGGUCCGUAUUGUAUUGUAUUGUACUUGUAUCUUGCCUAUAUAGGUAGGUUAAGGGCGUCUGGGUUAGAGGUUGUAGCUGCGAUUGGGAUAAGGAACGGAGACGAGGUGCUACUACUGUUUACUAGGUCAAUGGAUGGCAUGGGAAUUCUAUUGUUGCCUCUUUUGCCCUCCUUUCUUGUUUUUUUUUUAUCAAGGGCUUUUUUUUUUCUCCUUUUCGCAUGGCUUUCUUUCAGCUCUUUUGUCUACUCGGUCAGUUUGGUUUUAUCAUAAACUUUUUCAAAUGAAGACACGGGAAACUUUAUGAAACUUAUUUGAAUUCCCCCUUUUUUUUCGCUUUUCUUUGGUGGGUCAACGCU